Molecule: messenger RNA, 3618 nt
Organism: Cucurbitaria berberidis CBS 394.84
Lineage: Eukaryota; Fungi; Ascomycota; Dothideomycetes; Pleosporales; Cucurbitariaceae
Product: ATP-dependent RNA helicase-like protein DHX8
Exons: 1
Coding region: 1-3618 (1205 amino acids)
Biological process (GO): spliceosomal complex disassembly
Cellular component (GO): intracellular anatomical structure; catalytic step 2 spliceosome
Molecular function (GO): ATP binding; RNA binding
Source: RefSeq, a predicted model, not a curated record
AUGGACGACCUCGCCAACCUCGAAUUCCUGUCGCUCGUCUCGAAGGUCACAUCAGAAAUCCAGAAUCACGUUGGCGUCUCCGACAAAACACUCGCCGAGUUCGUAAUCGACCAACAUGCGAAAUGCAAAGGCGUCGCCGACUUCAAGGACCAGCUCGAGGCCAUGGGUGCCGAAUUCCCGCAGAGCUUGGUGGAGAGCAUCGAUCGUUUAGUCCUGACCCUGCAUCCAAAAUACAAGACGCAAGAUUCCAAGGGAAAUCAGGCAGGCGCAAAUAAUGGCCACGAUACCGAUCGGAAGACGCGAGUCUUCAAGGGCCUCGCCAUCCCAGAUAAAGAGGUUGAUUACAACGUAGCAGACGAAGAGCCCGCGACUGGUGCGCUGGACGAUACAUUCGCAAUGCUCGAGGGCUUGGCCGGGAGCGCACCAGGCAAGCCCAAGGAGCGGUCGCGGAAGAGGAGCAUGAGCCCAUAUGACAGCGACGACGAUGCAAGUAGGAGCAAGCGGCAUAGGCACAGAGACGCAUCAUCAUCUCGCUCACGGUCGCGAAGUCCAAAACGUCACGAGCGGAACGAUGAGCUGGUCUUCCAGGAUGAAUUCGGACGAACUCGCACUGUAAAACCGACCAGCAAACAACGAAGCCGAAAAAAGUACCGCGACGAAGACCUCGAUGAGUUCCGACGCCCACCAACGCCCGAGCUUGACGAUGAACCCGUCCUCUACAAGGUCUACGACGGCAAGGUCACAGGCGUCAAGGACUUUGGUGUCUUCGUCAAUCUACAAGGUGUCAAGGGCAAGGUUGACGGGCUGGUGCACGUCACACAGAUGGCAGAGGGAAGAGUCAACCACCCCUCCGAUCUGGCCUCCAGAUGGCAAGAAGUCAAAGUCAAAGUCACGAAGAUGGAAGGAGGCAGGAUAUCGCUGUCCAUGAAAGAGGUGGACCAGCGGACAGGUCGCGACCUUGCCCCUGGAAAACGUAUAGCAUCACUAGCAUCAGGCGCAAACUCACAAGGAUUGGGAGGCAUUCCUGGCCUUGAUAGUACGGUGCCCGUGGUCGAAGAGGGCUACAGUGGUCGCAAGAAUGGCAUGCGGAAGCGCAUGACUUCCCCUGAGAGAUGGGAAAUCAAGCAGCUGAUUGCAUCCGGCGUAAUACCCAAGUCAGAUUAUCCGGAUAUCGACGAAGACUUUAAUGCUCACAUAAAUGGCGAGGGUGGCUUCGAUGAAGAGGAGGAUGUGGACAUCGAAGUCCGCGAAGAAGAGCCUCCUUUCUUGGCUGGCCAGACCAAACAGUCCUUGGAACUCUCGCCAAUUCGAGUUGUCAAAGCGCCUGAUGGGUCACUUAAUCGCGCAGCCAUGGCUGGAGACACACUAGCAAAGGAAAGGCGUGACCUCAGGCAGCAAGAAGCCCAGGAGAAGGCAGCCAAGGAGGCAGCCAACGUUGACUUGAGUAGUCAGUGGAACGACCCCAUGGCUCAGCAACGACAAUUUGCGAGCGAUCUCCGCAAUACACGAACGAACCAGCCUAGCGAGGCGCUGCCUGAAUGGAAGAAGAUCUCAACCGGAAGUAGAGACACAUCGUUCGGCAAACGCACCAACAUGAGCAUCAAAGACCAGCGAGAAUCUCUACCGGUGUACAAGUUUAGGAAACAACUGCUCGAAGCCGUUGCGGCCCAUCAGAUCUUGAUCGUCAUUGGUGACACUGGAUCCGGCAAGACCACGCAGCUGACCCAGUACUUGGCGGAAGCUGGAUAUGCCAACGAACUUGUAAUCGGCUGCACGCAGCCUAGGCGUGUCGCAGCUAUGAGUGUCGCCAAGCGUGUUGCAGAAGAAGUUGGCUGCAAGCUUGGGGAUGAGGUCGGCUACACAAUUCGAUUCGAAGACUGCACAUCACCUGACACAAGGAUCAAAUACAUGACGGACGGUAUCUUACAACGUGAGAUUCUACUAGAUCCCCUGUUGAACAAGUACAGCUGUAUUAUGCUGGACGAAGCCCACGAACGUACCAUCGCCACAGACGUAUUGUUUGGACUGUUGAAGAAGACUCUCAAGCGACGGCCUGACAUGAAGCUCAUUGUCACUAGUGCCACACUUGAUGCCGACAAGUUCUCCGAGUACUUCUACAAUUCACCGAUCUUCUCGAUCCCUGGCCGUACUUUCCCCGUCGAGGUCAUGUACAGCCGAGAACCUGAAUCGGACUACCUGGACGCCGCGCUAGUGACGGUUAUGCAAAUCCAUCUCACAGAGCCAGCAGGUGAUAUAUUGUUGUUCUUGACGGGUAAAGAGGAGAUCGAUUCAUCUUGCGAAAUCAUAUCCGAGCGUAUGAAAGCUCUGGGGCCGAAUGUUCCUGAGCUGAUGAUACUGCCUAUCUACGGAGCACUACCUUCAGAGGUUGCAUCGCGUAUCUUUGAGCCCGCCCCUGAUGGUAACCGCAAAGUCGUCAUCGCUACGAAUAUUGCCGAGACGAGUUUGACUAUUGACGGCAUCUACUACGUCGUGGACCCCGGUUUCGUCAAGCAGAGUUCGUAUGAUGGCAAGCUGGGCAUGGACCGUCUUCAAAUCACACCCAUCUCGCAGGCCCAAGCUCGUCAGCGAAGUGGUAGAGCAGGCAGAACAGGUCCAGGAAAGUGCUUCCGCCUGUACACUGAGGCCGCUUUCCAGAACGAGAUGCUACCCACUACUAUCCCCGAAAUCCAGCGGCAGAAUUUGUCAAAUACCAUUCUAAUGCUCAAAGCCAUGGGUAUCAACGAUCUCCUCCAUUUCGACUUCAUGGACCCACCGCCAACUAACACCAUGCUGACUGCCCUGGAAGAAUUAUACCAACUUGGUGCUCUAGAUGACGAAGGCUUACUCACACGGCUUGGUCGUCAGAUGGCCGAUUUCCCCAUGGAUCCGUCAUUAUCAAAGUCUCUAAUCAGAUCGGUUGAUCUUCAAUGCUCGGAUGAAAUUCUCACCAUUGUCGCCAUGAUCAGCGCCACACAAUCAGUCUUCCAUCGCCCACGAGACAAGCAACAACAGGCCGACCAGAAGAAGCAGAAGUUCAACGAUCCUUCCGGGGAUCAUAUCACGCUGCUAAACGUGUACAACGGCUGGAAAGCAGGCGGUUUCAGCACGCCGUGGUGCCACGAAAACUUCGUCAUGCCCAGAAACAUGUUGAGAGUAAAGGAUGUGCGAAACCAACUCCUUCAGAUCAUGGCCCGGCACAAACACCAAGUCGUUUCCUGUGGCCGCAACACGAUCAAAGUCCGACAGGCCCUCUGUAGCGGCUUCUUCCGCAACUCUGCACGCAAAGACCCUUCGGAAGGCUACAAGACGCUCGUUGAAGACACACCCGUAUACUUGCACCCGUCCUCUUCCCUUUUCGGCAAGCCGGCCGAACACGUCAUCUACCACUCUCUCAUCGAGACGACCAAAGAGUACAUGCACGUUUGCUCCGCUAUCGAACCUAAAUGGCUCGUUGAAGCCGCGCCGACUUUCUUCAAGGUCGCGCCUACGGACCGGUUGAGUAAGAGGAAGAAGGCUGAAAGAAUUCAGCCGCUGCACAACAAGUUUGCAGGUGAAGACGAUUGGAGAUUGUCUGCACAAAGACGGGCUGGCAGGGGUGGUGGUGGAACAUGGGGAUAG